AUGGCUACCACYCAGGAGACAAUGCUCUCCCCGCGUGAACCCGGCCUGGAAGUAAACACCAAAGAACUUCAUCCACAGUCUGAAUCACAUCUCUUUCGUCUCCCAGCCGAACUACGUCAACAAAUCUACGAAUAUGUUAUUGGUACGGGCCAAGUGCACAUCAUCAUGCGCUCGUGCACUCAAUCCGAGUCUCCUCUCUUCCAUCACUGCACAACGAUCGAAGGUGUCGUAAUGCACGACUACCAAAAGCUCACCUACUCAACCUGCUCCCAUCCCACCACCUUCUCUACCCGCUACGCACUGUCCAAAAUGUCCAGUGAGAACAUUCCCGUCAUGUAUCAUAAUUCCCGCGGUCAUCUACCUCACCUCCCUGCACUCUCAACUUCAGACUACAUCUUCCCGAAUUGGGAUAUGCAACACGGGAAAUGCUACUCGGAUCCACAGCGGGACAUGUUACUACAGCGAUACGCUUCCACUCCCUGUGCACUGCAUAAUCAGUAUGUGCGACAUGAUACGCGGAAUUGUACGAGUUGUCUGGAACAGCAGAAGAUUCUGGAACUGGAAUUCGGACCGCCGACCGCAAAGCAAGGUCUCAAGAAACUUCAUGCGGAUUCUGCGGUUUGGGUAGAUGGGUUGUUGAGGAGUUGUGGCAGAAUUUAUGAUGAGGCGAGGGUCUUGCCUUUCAAGUUGUAUUCUUUUGAUAUGGGGGUCGGAGUGGACUUCAAGUCUGCGGUGGAGACUUGGCUGGAACCUUGGCAGGUUGCUGCGAUUGAGCGGUUGCACGUCACUUGCGAUAUCGAAGGUCUGGGAAAGAUUGUAGAUGUUGUGAGAAGUCGUAUGCCUGGAUUGAAGCAUCUAGAGCUGGAUGUUGUGUUGGAUGAUGUGACGGACAUAGUAUUCGAGAGAGAGACAGGACUGGACGUUGACUCAAUUGAGGUUGUGGUGGGAUUUGAUUGGAAUUGCAGAUUUGAAAGACAGGAAAGAAGGGUGUUGGCGGAGAAGUUGGAGCAGGCAUUGAAGGGUCAUGGAUCGUCUUGA
This is a messenger RNA of Ramularia collo-cygni, 1038 nucleotides long. RefSeq lists its product as uncharacterized. The coding region runs from base 1 to 1038 and encodes 345 amino acids. Lineage: Eukaryota; Fungi; Ascomycota; Dothideomycetes; Mycosphaerellales; Mycosphaerellaceae. The record is from RefSeq and is a predicted model, not a curated record. The transcript is spliced from 2 exons.